This is a messenger RNA of Calliphora vicina (urban bluebottle blowfly), 885 nucleotides long. It is a transcript of the gene Pstk, whose product is annotated as Phosphoseryl tRNA kinase. The record is from RefSeq and is a predicted model, not a curated record. The coding region runs from base 1 to 852 and encodes 283 amino acids. The transcript has a single exon. Gene Ontology annotation, molecular function: kinase activity; tRNA binding. Lineage: Eukaryota; Metazoa; Arthropoda; Insecta; Diptera; Calliphoridae.
AUGAAUCGUAUUUGUUUAGUGGCUCUAAUAGGACUACCGGCAGCAGGCAAGUCAUCGGUGUGUACAUAUUUAAGGGAAAUGGAUUCAUUGCCAUUUAAUAUUUUACAUUUGUGCUAUGAUUAUUAUGUAAAUUUUAAUUUGGAUAGUCCUACACAAUACAAAGAACAACGCGAUAAGCUUUUAAAAUCAUUGUCUACAAUUAUACAAACAUUUAAUGUAUCCAAUAACUUAACAGCGGAAUUGAUUGGUAUAAAAAGCCUUUAUAGUGACCACCAACAGAAAGAUGCUGUAAUAUUAUGUGAUGACAAUCAUUAUUACCGCAGCAUGCGCUAUAAAUUAUAUCAACUAGCUAGAGAACAUGGUAUUGGAUACUGUCAAAUAUAUUUGGAAUCUAGCAUAGCGGUGUCUUUAAAGCGUAACAGCUUGCGUAGUGUGGCAACUAAAGUCCCCACCGAUGUCAUUGUGCAAAUGUCUAAACGUUUAGAAGCUCCCAAUGCCGGUGCCCACAAAUGGGAAGAAAAUACUUUAAUUGUUCAAAAUCUUAAUUUGAAUAGAAACAUUUCUAAGAAUAUAAUUUCUCAUAUAAUACAAUUCCUUGAUAAGCCGGUACAGCCUUUACAACUAUCUGUUGCUAAAUCAAAGACACCACAAUCGAUAGUACACGAUUUGGAUUUGCUAAUGCGAAAACGUAUAAAUAUAUUAAUGAGUUCUAAACUGGAGGAAAAUAAGAAACUAUUAGCUAAAAUUCUGAAUGAUAAAAGAAAAGAAAUUUUAAAAGAAUUUCAAUUAAAUUUGAGUGAUAAAUUGGAAGACGAUUUAGAUAUGAAUAAAUAUGUAGAAAUGUUAAAUUAAUUUUUGUUAAAUAAAGCUUAUGUUUUAUAUAAA